Molecule: messenger RNA, 582 nt
Organism: Racocetra fulgida
Lineage: Eukaryota; Fungi; Glomeromycota; Glomeromycetes; Diversisporales; Gigasporaceae
Source: the annotation of a GenBank genome assembly
AUGAAUGCUUACGAUACAAUGCUAGCGUCAAUUGAUUUACGUUUGGAACUAUUUGGCAAAAUAAACCGAGAUUGUGAGCUUAGUAUACAACUUAAAGUAGCGGUCCAAGCGGAUUUACCACAAAAUAAAAAGAUGAACGACAAAUUUGGUAAUACGGAAACCAUGGGGAAAAGUGGGGUAGAUAAUGGUGGGUCGUUACCCACAUCUCCCACCCUCCCCCUUCAAAAUUCUUUUUACAAUCAUCGUAUUAUUCCCCAAGGACCUCAGGUCAUAGAUGGAACUUUUGUAACUGUGGGUGGUCCAAAAAAACGGCGUGGAAACUUACCUAAAGCCACGACUGCCCUACUUAAGGACUGGUUGGCAAAGCACAAAAAGCAUCCCUACCCGACUGAAGAAGAAAAACAAGAUCUUGCUAAAGAAACCAUGUUGAAUUUACAGCAAAUUUCUAAUUGGUUCAUAAAUGCAAGAAGGAGGCAUUUGCCCCUUAUGUUAAAUUCGUCAAAUUCUAAAAGCACCGGUAAUGACCUAGAUAUAUAUCCGUACAAGGCUGCUGAAAAAGCUGAUGGUAUUUAUCUUGAAUAA